UCACUCUUAGACCUUCAGACUUUAGCAGCAAAAGUUCCAAAACAAUCCAAGCGAUGGGAGAGUCUGCAGUUGACUCUGCUUUUGUGCAAGCUCUUGAGCACAGGCCUAAACCAACAAGAAUUGAAGAUGAAGGCAUCCCUCUGAUUGAUCUCUCUGUCCUAAACUCUCCUCACACUGAUGCUGACUUAGCACGCCUAGUCUCUGAGAUAGGUGAUGCAUCCCAGAAAUGGGGUUUUUUCCAAGUCAUCAAUCAUGGUGUUCCAUUGGAAUGUCAAGAAAAGAUCGAAUUGGGAUCAAGAAAAUUCUUUGCUUUACCCAAGGAGGAGAAGUUAAAGGUGCGGAGGACCGGAGCUGGCCUGUUGGGAUACGUAGACGCCGAGAAUACAAAAAAUGUUAGAGAUUGGAAAGAAGUGUUUGAUUUUGUUUUGAAGAAACCUACACUUGUUGCUGCUUCAGAUGAACCUGAUGAUGAAGAAGUCAGGGAAUUGACUAAUCAGUGGCCGCAAAAUCCUCCAGAGUUUAGGGAAGUUUGUGAUGAGUUUGCUCGUGAAGUGGAAAAACUGGCUUUCAAGUUAAUGGAGCUCAUAGCUCUGAGUUUGGGGUUGCCAAAGAAUAGGUUUCACGGCUUCUUUGAGGAUCAAACGACCCUUAUCAGGGUCAAUCACUAUCCACCUUGUCCUAGCCCUGAUUUGGCUUUGGGGGUUGGUCAGCAUCAGGAUGCUGUGGCUUUGACCGUUCUUGCUCAAGAUGAUGUUGAAGGACUUGAAGUAAAGAGGAAAACUGACGGACAGUGGAUUCUUGUGAAACCAACUCCUAAUGCUUAUAUCAUCAAUAUUGCUGACAUUAUCCAGGUGUGGAGCAAUGACAAAUAUGGGAGUGUGGAACACAGGGUGAGUGUGAAUUCUGAGAAGGAAAGGUUUUCCAUUGCAUUCUUCCUCAACCCAGCACAUUAUACUUGGGUUGAGCCCCUGGAGGAACUGAUCAACGAGCAAAAUCCUCGCAAGUAUAAGGCCUACAACAGCGGAAAGUUUUUCGCAGCACGCGGCAAAUUGAAGAAAAUUGAUGUUUGUCAUUUCAAGAUUGAUAACUAAGAAGCUGCUGUACUGGUGCUUGCUUGCCGUAAAACAUGUAAUCUGCUUUCAGCUUUUCACCCAGCCCUGGAAGACUACUUCUUCCGUAUAUGUAAAUGAAUGAAGAAUAAAACAGAAAUGCUGAAAUGUAGGAUCACCAGAUCCAACAUUAUGUCAAAUGAUAAUCGUAUUGUAUUUCUUGCA
Coffea eugenioides is the source of this 1274-nucleotide messenger RNA. RefSeq names its product probable 2-oxoglutarate-dependent dioxygenase At5g05600. The record is from RefSeq and is a predicted model, not a curated record. Lineage: Eukaryota; Viridiplantae; Streptophyta; Magnoliopsida; Gentianales; Rubiaceae. Bases 54 to 1091 code for a protein of 345 amino acids. The transcript is spliced from 3 exons.